Zymoseptoria tritici IPO323 is the source of this 738-nucleotide messenger RNA. RefSeq lists its product as uncharacterized. Lineage: Eukaryota; Fungi; Ascomycota; Dothideomycetes; Mycosphaerellales; Mycosphaerellaceae. The record is from RefSeq and is a predicted model, not a curated record. The coding region runs from base 1 to 738 and encodes 245 amino acids. The transcript has a single exon.
AUGCCAGACUCACUCGCGGAACUCAGAACAAAGGGCCUCAAUCAAGCACAAGUGCAAGCCUUUCUCCACUGGCGCGCGCACCAACGCGUCGUCUGGCUCCAUGCAAUCAUCGGUCCAAACGAUGACCCAGACGAUUUCUACAACCCAGAUGCUCAGAGCCACGAUGAUGUUAUCGUCGAGUGGUAUGUCCGCACUCUGAUGAGUCAAGACCCAGAAGAAGACGAGGCGGAGUUCGAAGACGCGACCGGUUUCUACGCCAACCCUCUGUACGACCCGAGCACAUCGGAGAAGGACAUCAUGAACUCCAUGCCAGUCAUCACUAUCUCUGCUCACAACAACCACACCAUUCCCGCCGGCCACGAGGACAUCGCACGAACCCACAAACAAAAUCUGGAGGAGAUGGAGGGAAAGUGCCCCGUCCGCAAGGGUGCAAUCUCUUCGACCAGAUACUUCACUUCCUGCCAGCACACCGGAUGCGCCGAGUGUAUCAUCGGCUGGCUGAAGUAUCAGAGCAGCUGUCCGACCUGCCGUAAGGAUGUGAUGCACGAGCAGGCAAUCCUCAUUCAGCUUCAGGAGAGCGGCGGACCGGCGAACAGCCUCGAUGAUGAUGCUGGAGGUCAAGGCAGCGAACAGCUUGCCACGGGAGAGAUGCGGGCCGGAAAUGAGGUCCAGGAAGAUGCCUUGGUCUGUGCCGAAGCAACUGGAGGAGGCCUUACUGACGACAUGUGCGGAGCGUAG